GUGGGGGGUACAACAGUCCCAAAUUCAGCCAUGGGGGCCAACCUCUGCCCAGUGAUUGCUCUCCAGGUUUGUGGCACUCAGAGACAGUGAGGAGCAUCCUCUGCUGGGACAGCCUGUCCCUCCCAGGGCAGUGCCCCAGAGAUGCCAGCUCUGCCAGCCCAUGCCAAGGCCGUGGGGCGGUGUCCAAGCCCUGAGGAGCUGUUGGGAUGGGGAGGGAGGCUCGGUGUGCACGGCUGCUGCACGCCCAGCUCCAGCCCUCAGCCCGCUGCCGCCGGGGCUCCCAGCCCUGCUGCAUCGUCCCCGUGCCCCUGGUGACUCCCUGGUUACCAGCUGGGCUCCAUCUCCUCCUCCUCCUCCUCCUCCUCCUCCUCCCGAGCUCUAAUCCCCGCAGACUCGGCGCCGAGCGCGAGCAGCCAACAGGAGUUGCUUUGUCUGUGCUGACUUGGCGUUCCUGCUUCCACUCUGGAGGAGAUGGGGCGCAAGGAGGAGGACGGCAGCGGCUCCUGGAAGAAGCAGACCAGCAACAUCCGCAAAACCUUCAUCUUCAUGGAGGCCCUGGGCUCAGGUGCCUUCUCUGAAGUUUUCCUGGUGAAGCAGAAAAGCACUGGCAAGCUCUUUGCUCUGAAAUGCAUCAAGAAGUCUCCUCUCAACAGGGACAGCAGCCUGGAGAAUGAAAUAGCAGUGCUGAAAAAAAUAAAGCACGAAAACAUCGUGACUUUGGAAGAUAUUUAUGAGAGCACAACCCACUUCUACCUGGUCAUGCAGCUGGUGUCUGGGGGAGAGCUGUUUGACAGGAUCCUGGAGCGGGGUGUGUACACGGAGAAGGACGCCAGCCUGGUGAUCCACCAGGUGCUGACAGCCGUCAAAUACCUGCACGAGAACGGCAUCGUGCACCGGGACCUGAAGCCUGAGAACCUGCUGUACCUCACCCCCGAGGAGAACUCCAAAAUCAUGAUCACGGAUUUCGGCCUGUCGAAAAUGGAGCAGAACGGGAUCAUGUCCACGGCCUGUGGGACUCCAGGAUAUGUGGCCCCCGAAGUGCUGGCCCAGAAGCCCUACAGCAAAGCCGUGGACUGCUGGUCCAUCGGGGUCAUCACCUACAUCCUGCUCUGUGGGUACCCUCCUUUCUAUGAGGAAACCGAAUCCAAACUCUUUGAGAAGAUUAAGGAAGGCUACUUCGAGUUCGAGUCUCCGUUUUGGGACGACAUCUCCGAGUCAGCCAAGGACUUCAUCCGGCAUCUCCUGGAGAAGAACCCGAGCGCGAGGUUCACCUGCGAGGAGGCCCUGCGGCACCCCUGGAUUAAUGGAAAUACAGCCCUUCACCGUGACAUCUACCCAUCUGUCAGUGCUCAGAUCCAGAAAAACUUUGCGAAGAGCAAAUGGAGGCAAGCCUUCAACGCCGCGGCCGUCGUGCACCACAUGAAGAAGCUGCACAUGAGCGGCCACGGGGCAGCUGAGGGCUCUGUCCCUGCCACAGAGACCUCAGAGCCCCCCAGGCCCAGCAGCCCCGCUGGGACCCCCCCGCCAGCAGUGCCAAGCCAUGACAAGGACACAGCUCAGGGCCCCUCUCAGGGGCACCCAAACCCCCCCAGACCCCCUCAGCCCCAGCAGGACACCGAGAUGGGGGAGGAAAAGCUGCCAAGCCCCCUGGAAGAGGGACCCCUGCCCGGGGACAGCAGCCUGGCCCUGCCGGACACCCCCAGCCCCCCAGAGGAGGGACCCCUGCCCGGGGACAGCAGCCUGGCCCUGCCGGACACCCCCAGCCCCCCGGGCAGGAGCUCCUGUGGCUGCAGCCCCUCCUGCGUGGGCCAUGAGAAGAUGAAGGCGUCCUCCUGCUCCGAGACAGUGCUGCUCAAAAAGUCUUCAAAAUCCCAUCAUUUCAAGUCAGAGGUUCUUGUUCCAAUGAAAACCAGUAAACACUCGUCUCACUGUGGCACUGGGCAAACUGGAGUUUGUUUGGUCAUGUGAUGGAGGCAGCCACAUGGUCAGAGAACCAGAAGGGCUCUUUUACUCUUUUCUGCACUUCAGAGCCAGACUCGAGCAGAAGGGAGGCUCUGCCCUGCCAGCAGCUCUGCAGAGCAGUGACCAGCGGGGCCCAGGGGCACAGCAGUGCCAGGAUCCAUCCCUGCAGUCGGCUCGGGGUGCUUCUGGAUGGUUCCAGCUGGGAGGAGGCGAGGGAAGGUCUGAGGCUCCUGCUCCCACACCCAGUGUACAUUCCCAUAGGGCAUCCUCAGUGCUGCGAGCUUCUGUUUCCUGCUCCCUGCUCAGGUGUCACUGCACAAACACCCUGAACAGCACCAACCCCACAAACCAAAGCCAUGCAGAGCUUUCCCCCCGUGGCAGCUCCCUUGUUUUUACAGCCCUCUCCUCGGGCUUGGUUAGUGCAGGCUUUGGCACGCUGGAGUUCAGCUGCCCAGCCCUCAGUGCAGCAGGAGAGAGAGAACCUGCUAGAAACCUCCCUGUGUGUGACAACACCACAGCAAGGUCUGAGCUCCCCUUCCAAGGCUGUAAUUGCACAAUGAACACUUGCUUAAUAAAGCUGAGAUUUGUUUUGUA
Molecule: messenger RNA, 2556 nt
Organism: Passer montanus (Eurasian tree sparrow)
Lineage: Eukaryota; Metazoa; Chordata; Aves; Passeriformes; Passeridae
Gene: CAMK1G
Product: calcium/calmodulin dependent protein kinase IG
Exons: 13
Coding region: 472-1968 (498 amino acids)
Biological process (GO): peptidyl-serine phosphorylation
Cellular component (GO): intracellular anatomical structure
Molecular function (GO): calmodulin binding; calcium/calmodulin-dependent protein kinase activity; ATP binding
Source: RefSeq, a predicted model, not a curated record